Messenger RNA from Vigna angularis (adzuki bean), 1216 nucleotides. RefSeq names its product thaumatin-like protein. The transcript is spliced from 2 exons. Lineage: Eukaryota; Viridiplantae; Streptophyta; Magnoliopsida; Fabales; Fabaceae. The record is from RefSeq and is a predicted model, not a curated record. Bases 261 to 1124 code for a protein of 287 amino acids. Gene Ontology annotation, biological process: defense response. Gene Ontology annotation, cellular component: extracellular region.
UAGGUUAGAUAUAUCCAUUGAGUUAAGUAAAUGUAUUAUUUUUGGCAUGAGAAAGAAUAUAAAUAUCCAAUUGUAGUCAUUUUGAUUAACCGGUAUUUAAAAACAAGAUUUUAGUUAUCUUCAUGGUUUUGUGGAAAUAAACUACUAACAUAAUUUUCUUUUUCACAUCUAAUUAAAAAUCUCUGCUUAAUUUUUCUUUAACAAAUAUUAAUUCUCAAGGGAGAAUAAGAGGUGAAAGUGGUGGGAAACAGUUUUCAAACAUGAUUAGAAAAUGGCUAAAAACAAGGAACCUCCACAUAGCUUUUUUUCCUUCUCAGCAGCACCAUGAAAUGAAACACAACACAGUUGAACAAGGAAGGAGCAGAAACGGUUCCACUUUCCUAAACUCAAUGCUUUCUUCCUCACAUUACUUCCUUUUCUUCUGCAUUCUAGUCUCCAUCUCCGACACAGAUGGAACAGAACUCAUAGUGGCGAACAACUGCAAAGAAAGUGUAUGGCCCGCAAUUCUCGGCAAUGGAGGACACCCUUCACCAAAACAUGGCGGGUUUUAUCUUGGAAGCGGCGAAGAGGUUGUUGUCCAAGUCCCUGAAGGUUGGUCAGGGAGAAUCUGGGGCAGACAAGGGUGUUACUUCGACCAACAAACAGGCAAAGGUUAUUGUCAAACAGGAGAUUGUGGAGGGCUAUUGCAAUGCAAUGGUAUCGGUGGAGUCCCUCCUGCAACCCUAGUAGAAAUGACCCUUGGAACCUCAAAAUCAGCGUUGCAUUUCUAUGAUGUUAGUUUGGCUGAUGGGUUUAACCUUCCAGUGUCAAUGAAGCCAGUGAGUGGUAGUGGUGCAGGUUGUGGUGUUGCUGGCUGUGAAGCUAACUUGAACGUUUAUUGCCCUUCAGCUUUGGUUGUGGAGAGAAAUGGGAAGGUUGUGGGGUGCAAGAGUGCUUGUUUGGCAGCAAAGUCAGAUAGGUAUUGCUGCACUGGUGAGUUUGCUGGAAGAUGCAAGCCAACUGUGUUUGCUCGUCUCUUCAAGACCGUUUGCCCUAAUGCUUAUAGCUAUGCUUUUGAUGAUUCAUCAGUCCUCAAGACUUGUGUGGCACCUCGCUAUGUCAUUACAUUUUGCCCUCCACAUUGAUCAUUUCUCUGUGCUGUUUUCACUCUUUUCUUCUUCUUCAUUCAGUCUAAACUGUUGUUUCUCUUAGUUUUGCAAUUUGCAAGUUUCAUUUA